Episyrphus balteatus (marmalade hoverfly) is the source of this 8112-nucleotide messenger RNA. It is a transcript of the gene faf, whose product is annotated as probable ubiquitin carboxyl-terminal hydrolase FAF. The transcript has 17 exons. Gene Ontology annotation, molecular function: cysteine-type deubiquitinase activity; cysteine-type endopeptidase activity. Gene Ontology annotation, biological process: cell migration; protein deubiquitination. The record is from RefSeq and is a predicted model, not a curated record. Bases 354 to 8042 code for a protein of 2562 amino acids. NCBI's taxonomy places the organism in Eukaryota, Metazoa, Arthropoda, Insecta, Diptera, Syrphidae. Gene Ontology annotation, cellular component: nucleus; cytosol.
AAAUUGGCUGUGAUAUCAAAAAUUUAGGAAAAAAAAUAAAAUUGUGUCUAUCUGCAAUAUAUAUUAAUAAUAUUUACAUUUUGUAUAUCUCUCUCUAUAAGCUUUGUAAAACAAAAGUGAACGCCAUUUUGUGACCGGCUGAUCUACCCAAUAAAUAAAAUUCUCAUAUAUUCGACGGCGGAAGAAAUUUUUUGCUAAUUUUUUUUAUUAUUAUUUAUUUUUUACGUUUUUGAAUAUAUUGAAAUAAGAAAAUUUUCUCUGUCUGCAAGUAUUCUUUGAUUUUGUUUAAAAAAAAAUAUCUCUGUGCGAAAAACAAAUAUAAUUAUUAAAAAUAAUAUAAAAAAAAUUGGAUAAUGACUUUCGAUUCUCAUGGUCGUCAAACAACAGACAAAACGGAAUCACAAUCCGAAUCGGCUUCGCUGGCCGAUAACACUGAAGAAAUGACACCAGAAAAAUUAAUAUCAUCAUUUCCAGUAAUGAAGCUACGAUCUCUAAAUCAAAAAAUUUCAAGUCCUAGAUGGGUGGUUCCAGUUUUGCCAGAACAAGAAUUAGAACAUCUAUUGCAUGCGGCUAUAAAUCUUACAGUGGCUGAUUGCGACCACAAUUGCGAGCCAUGCUUAGAUUUUUACAAAAAUGCCCUGACUGCAUCAUUUAUUAAAAUUCUUACCGACGAGGCCGUUAAUUCUUGGAAGUAUAACAUACAUCAUUGUAUUCUUAUGACUUGUGGAAAGCUUUUACACCUGAUUGCGAUUCAUAUGCAUCGUGACAAUCCAUAUCUAUUGGAUCUUCUAUCGAUAGUCUUGGAUCCUAACAAUAAAUUUAAUACAUUUAAUGUAGCCCGUCAACCUGAAUGUUUUGGUCCUGAUGCUGUCUGGGGUGUUUUAGAAGACAACAAAAUAUUUGCAACAACCCCUCCCGAACCUAAACGACCUCGUGGUUGGCUAGUGGACUUAAUAAAUCGUUUCGGGCAAUUGGGAGGUUUUGAUAAUCUAUUGGAACGCUUCAAUGUUGGAGUCGCUAAACUAAAAAACAAACAGCCUUCUAUAGAAAACCUGAGCAAACAAGGUUCACUUUCUAAAAAUAUUAGUUUCUCGGAAGUUACCGUAGAAGAAAAUGUGAACAUAUCGUUUUCAUUCAUAUAUUAUUUAAUUCGACCCUUUGCACAGUGUUACGAAUUACUUACUCCUUUAACCAUACAAACAUAUUUCAUGCCUAUAUGGAUGAUUGUACUUGAUCUCUUAGAUAGCCUUACUGAUAUCGAACUUAAAAUUGAAGCUAAAUCAGAAGGAAAAAGUGAUCUAAUUCAUAAAAUUGUUAAAUCAGCUCGUUGCUUAGCUAGUCGGUUGGCUGAUCAAGGAGAAUUAGUUCGCGACAUUGAAAUAUUUCGUUUGAAAAUGAUAUUACGUUUGCUUCAAGUGUCGAGCUUUAAUGGAAAGAUGAAUGCACUUAAUGAAAUUAACAAGGUCAUAACGGCAGUAUCAUAUUGUUCUCAUAGGACUCAACUAUCUCAAAGUUUGUCUGAUGAUGAAAUGAAUUGGUUAACUGCAGAGCGUAUGGCGGCUUGGAUAAAAAAAUCGCACGUUUUAGAAAUUGUAUUAAAGGAUUCCUUACAUCAACCACAAUACGUUGAGAAGUUAGAAAAAAUUAUACGAUUUCUUAUAAAAGAGAACGCUUUGACUCUGGAUGAUUUGGAUGCAGUUUGGAAGGCGCAAGCUGGAAAACAUGAAGCUAUUGUUAAAAAUGUUCAUGAUCUUUUGGCUAAACUAGCAUGGGAUUUUGUUCCAGAACAAUUGGACCAUCUUUUCAAUUGCUUUCAAACAAGUAUGACUACAGCAAACAAGCGACAAAGGGAACACCUUCUUGAAUUGAUUAGACGUUUAGCUGAAGAUGAUAAAAAUGGUGUCAUGGCACAAAAAGUUUUAAACCUCUUUUGGACUUUGGCUCAUAAUAAAGAAAUUCCACCAGAAGUAUUAGAUCAAGCACUGAUUGCUCAUGUUAAAAUAUUAGACUACAGUUGUUCCCAAGAACGUGAUGCUCAAAAAACUGUCUGGCUUGAUAAAUGUGUGGACGAACUUAAAACUGGUGACAAUUGGGUUCUGCCUGCUUUGCGUUUAAUUCGAGAAAUUUGUUGUUUGUACGAAUCGAAUCAUCAUCAUCAAAAUUCCAACAAAAAUUUAAGCAGACAACAAGUCAUCGAACGCUUACAGAAUGAGUAUUCUUUAGUUAUUCUCGUAACAAAUAGUCUUAUUUCCUAUAUGGAUAAAAUUCGAACCCUAAGUGAAGAAAAUCCUGAUAUAGAUCCAACAAAAUACUGCAUCGAUGGACGUUUUUCGCAUGACUUACAAAUUCAAGAAAGAUUGGACUUUUUAAAAUAUUUACUCAAAGAUGGACAACUUUGGCUUUGUGCAGAUCAAGCAAAGCAAAUAUGGCAUUGUUUAGCUGUAAAAUCAGUUUUUCCAAGUGACCGAGAGGAAUGUUUUCGUUGGUUUAGUAAACUCAUGGGUGAAGAACCUGAUCUUGAUCCAGGAGUGAACAAAGAUUUUUUUGAAAAUAAUAUCCUUAAACUCGAUCCAUCUUUACUGACUGACAGUGGUAUUAAAUGUUUUGAGAGAUUUUUCAAAGCAGUAAAUUCAAAGGAAGAUAAACUUAAGGCAGUUCAUCGAGGUUAUGUACUGGAAAACAAUGAUUUAAUUGGAAAAGAUUAUCUCUGGCUUAUUAUAAAUUCAGCUGAACUAGAAAUAGCAAACAAAGGAAUUGACUUGUUAAAAGAAGUUUCCACAGCAUUGGGGUCUACACUUCUGGCAAAUGUUUCGACAUUUCAUGAAAUAUUCCUCGGAGAAUGUUGUGAUAAACUAAAAGCUCUUUAUGACAGUGUAAUAUUUUUGAACAGCAAUUCUGAAUUUAAUUCAAAUGACAAGGAAACAAAGUUUUACUGUUCCGAGAUCGAACAAAUGUGUAGGAUCUUGAAAGUUUUACAAGAAUAUGUUAAAGAGUGUGAUCGUUCAUUUAUUGGCGAUCGACAUCAAUUACCUUUGUGUCGUGCAACAAGAGGAAAACAUACAAGUUUGUAUAUACGAUUCCAAAAUCCCGGAAGAUCAAUCGAUGAUAUUGAAAUAAUAACACAUAGCAAUGAAACGGUUGCCUCUUUUAAGAAGAGUAUUUUAAAACGCUUAAAAGGAACCUCGACUGCUAAUAUAAAAAUAGAUUUUUUUUAUAAUAAUGGAGAAUUAAUUGAAAUGUUAGAUGAAAUAAAUCCUUUGUCAAGCUAUGCUUUAAGAGACAAAAUGGUUUUGACUGCCAAGUUAACGCCCGUUGGAACGAUCUUGGCAAGCAGUCCAGAUAGCUCGAGUGAUUCAAGUACUGGAUCACCACCACGACCUAGUGCCGAUAUAAGAAGAGUAGAAUCAGAAUACACAUUGCCUGGUGUAAUAAUUUCGGAAAAUCCAUAUUACACAAACUUCUUUUUGAAGCUUCAUCAACUGGGUAUAGACAUGCAAUACAGCAAUUUAAGAGAUAGUGCAGCAAUGCUGCUAAGUCUUCUUCCAGCCGAUCGAGAAACAGUAAACGAACUGAAAAAAAUGUGUCAUAUUAAAAAUAAAGAUUCAAGUGCUACUCCUGAGAAUAUUCGUAAUACCGAUAAAAAUGUUUUACACGAGCAAGAACAUAAAAACAAUUUAGAAGAAGUAUCACCAUCAAAAGUGUUUUUAUACAGUACGCCAGCAAAAGUUUUAUAUAAUCUUGAAGUUCUUAAUGCCAUAUUAAUACCAGCUAUAGAUCCAUUUAGCGAAGAGGCUCUAAUUAUUCAAUCGGCUUGGUUGAGGUCCGGAGUUGCACAUUAUUUGGUAGAAUUACUUACUAAAAAUAAUUUUCUACCAAAUGCAGAUAUGCAAACAAAACGAGCAGCAUUUCAAAGUGUUCUUAGACUUGUUAAGUUCUUUUUAUACGUUAUUAGCUGUGUCCUAAAUCGAGUUGGAGAUGAACCUUCGUUAUCAAAUCUUAAUGUUCGUACGCGAUCACAAAUCGAUAUAUUAAAGCAAAUUCUUACUACUAUUCCUAAUAGUUCUGAAAACACUCUGCGAUUUAUAUCAACGAAGUUAGCUGAAAAUGUAUCUGCUGAAAUGUUAACAGCCAGCGCCGAAGGUCAAAAAAGUAGAAAACUUUUUUCGGAUGCAUUACAAUGGUCAUGUCCAGAUAUUGCUACAAUUAAAGCAAUUAUUCAACUAGCUUGGUCAUCAUCGUGUGGAAAAUUUGAAAUGUAUGGAAGUAAAGAUAAUUUUAGUGACGACAUUGCUAUGCCUGGUGCCCAAGACUUGGCGCUCUGCAAAGAAUCGCUUGAAGUUUUAAUAGCAUGUCUUGUACUUAACCCUAGUGCAAAUGAUGUGUUAAUACAAGAUGAAAUUUGGUCUGAAUUUAUAACAUCGUUAAUUUUAAAGAAUCCAUCAAAGAUUGUUCGUCAAAUUGCAGCUGAACAAUUAUUUUUCAGCUGUACAUACUAUUCUGGCAAUAGCCGUCCAUUUGAAUUUAUGACCAAUCAUUUAAUUUCCUUAUUACAUACUGCAAUUCCUCAAUACUCGAGUACAUGUGCAGAUCUCUUUCAACUACUGUGCAGAACUUUAAGUUACGGAUGUACUUGGAAUUGGCCUCAUAGUGUAAUUGAAGGAUUGCUCACACACGAAAUUAGUUGGCUUAGGAAAAUAAAAAACAAUGUGAUAUCAAGUGGCAACACUGAAGUUCAUGAAGAUCUUUUAGAAGGACAUUUAUGCCUAACAAAAGAGCUUAUGUUUUUUAUAGAUGUUAAAAUUAAAACACAACUUAGUGGUUUGUUGGAAGAACUUACGGAUGAUUUUUUAUUUCCUGCAUCAAAACAAUACCUACAUUUAAGACAGACAGGAAAAUUAAGUAACUAUCAGGCACCUCCUCCUGUAUGUAGAAGUCCACACACAAUAGCAGCUGCAUGUGAUCUCCUUGUAGCUCUAUGUCAAAACUGUGUUCCUAACAUGAAGUUGCUUACGAAAGUACUUAUUAACAAUGUUUGCAAUGAUAUAGAACCCCUUAAAGAAUGGGAUUAUCUACCACCAAUUGGACCAAGACAAAGCAAAGGAUUUUGUGGUCUUAAAAAUGCUGGAGCAACAUGCUACAUGAACUCAGUAUUGCAACAACUUUAUAUGGUCCCCUCGAUUCGGCUUGGUAUUUUAAAAGCUGAAGGUGCUGCAAUUAAUGAUGCGGAAGAUUUUAGCGGUGAUAGCGAAGCAUCUUUGUAUACAGACGAAGUGUUUUUUGGAAAUGUUCAAAAAAAUUAUCAUAUCGGUAUUUUGAAGCAUGUUCAGGCGAUUUUCGCUCACUUGGGUCAUAGUGCUUUGCAGUAUUACGUUCCUCGUGGAUUAUGGACACAUUUCAAGUUACAGGGAGAACCCGUUAAUUUAAGGGAACAACAAGAUGCAGUCGAAUUCUUUAUGUCACUCUUUGAAAGCCUAGACGAAGGCUUGAAAGCUUUGGGACAAAAUCAGUUUAUGGUUAACACUUUAGGUGGUUCUUUUAGCGAUCAAAAAAUUUGUCAGGAAUGUCCGCAUCGAUAUUCAAAAGAGGAACCGUUUAGUGUGUUCAGCGUUGAUAUACGAAACCACAGCUCUUUGACGGAAUCACUCGAACAAUACGUUAAAGGUGAAAUACUUGAAGGUGCAGAUGCUUAUCAUUGCGAUAAGUGUAAUAAAAAGGUGGUGACGAUGAAGCGUUUGUGUGUCCGUAAACUUCCCCCUGUACUUGCAAUACAACUUAAACGUUUUGAAUACGAUUAUGAACGUGUUUGUGCUAUAAAAUUCAAUGACUACUUUGAAUUUCCAAGGGUGUUGGAUAUGGAACCUUACACUGUUUUCGGUUUGGCAAAAUUGGAUGGAGAAGUAGUUGAGCUCGUUGAAAAUUCCUACGAUCACACUGAUGUUACCAAAUACGAACUAACUGGAAUUAUUGUACAUAGUGGACAAGCUUCAGGAGGGCAUUAUUUCAGCUACAUUUUAUAUAAAGAUGAAAAAACUGGAAAAGAACAAUGGUAUAAGUUCGAUGAUAAUGAAGUCACAGAAUGUAAGAUGAAUGAGGACGAGGAAAUGAAAGUCCAAUGCUUUGGUGGUGAAUACAUGGGAGAAAUAUACGACAGUAAUUUAAAACGAAUGCAAUAUAGAAGACAAAAACGUUGGUGGAAUGCCUACAUGCUUUUUUACACAAGAUGUGAUCAGAACCCUGUUCAAAUUACUCGAAGUGUAGAACAGCUUUCUUUAGCAGAAAGUUCUAGUUUUAUCCUGCCUAUGCCUAAAGCUAUAGAAAUUAGUGUCAGAACUCAAAACAUAAGGUUCUUACAUUCGAAGAGCAUUUUUUCUGUUGAAUUCUUUAAUUUUAUUAAAAAUUUAGUUAGUUCAAUUGUUCCACAUGUGAAGGACGAAAAACCGACUUUGGCUGCGGAGGAGCUUUCAUUGCUAGGUGUGCAGUUAGCUUCUCAUUUUCUUUUCCAUUCCGGAUUCAGAACGAAAAAAACUUUAAGAGGUCCGGUAAUUGAAUGGUUCGAUACUCUAUCGCUUCACCUCCGCCAUUCACCAACUGUACGAAGAUGGUUUGCUAAUAAUGCCUUAUUGAAUCCUCCUGGAAGACUAGCGGAGUAUAUUCUUGUUGCUCCAUCGCCGGAAGUUAGAACAGUAUUUGUGAAAUUGGUUGUAAUCUUUUGUCAUUUUGCCAUUAAUGAUGAACCAUUACCAAAUAUUGAAGGAACAAGUCUAUGCGAACAAAUUUUAAUAAGUGUUUUAAAACUUCUUAAAUGUGAAGUAGCAGAUCAUGGAAAACAUUUACCUCAUUACUUUAGUUUGUUUAACAUGUAUGCUGGACUCGGAAACAAGGAAAAAUUACAUUUGUUAAAACUUAACGUUCCAACAAUAUUUAUGCAAGCUGCUCUUGAUGAAGGCCCUGUUCCGCAAAUAAAAUACCAAUAUCCGGAGCUCAACAAAUUACAUCAAGUUGUUUCUCAUUUAAUAAGAUGUAGUGAUAUUUCUGACAGAUGUCAGAAUUCAAACCAAAGUUUGAAGCCAAUGCCAAAUAUAUACAAAGAUGCAAACAUGCAAUAUGAAGAACUAGUUCCUCUCUCGCAAGAAGGAUCUGAUUUAUUAUUUGUUCGAACUGGCUAUAUUAAAAAACUAAUAGAAGAUACGAAUGUUGGAGAUGAAGGUUUAAAAUUAAUACAGUAUUGUUGCUGGGAAAACCCCCAUUUUUCGCGAUGUAUUCUAACAGAACUUUUAUGGCAAUGUGGCUUUGCCUAUUGCCAAGAUAUGCGACACCAUACAGAUUUGUUGCUUCACGUUCUCCUCAUAGAAGACUCUUGGCAAAAUCAUCGAAUACAUAAUGCUUUAAUGGGUGUUGCUGAAGAGCGAGGAGGACUUUUAGAAACCAUUCUGAAAACAAAAACCCAUUAUCAAAAAAGAGCGUACCAAAUAAUCAAAUGCUUAACACAGCUGUUCCAUAAAAGUCUCGUCGCCCUCACGAUGCUUAAUUCUAACGAACAUAUUGGCAAACAUUGGGUUAUGGCUGUGGAAUGGCUUCAAGAAGAGCUUGAUAAGCAGCGAGGAAUUGGUUGUCAAUAUAAUUACUCUUGGUCUCCUCCAGCUCAAAGUAAUGACAACACUAAUGGAUAUAUGUUAGAGCGGUCUCAAUCAGCGAAAAACACUUGGUCGCUAGCUUAUGAAUUGUGCCAGGAUGAAGACCAGGAUGAAACAAUCGAGUCAGAUACAGAUAUAAGGAGCGAUGGAUCCAUAGUUCAGUCCUUUGUUCUGGAAAACACGACCGCAAACACCGCUGCAGAUACAGCUGUUGUUACUGCUUUCUCUACGAAACAACAUUCAACUACUCGAGAAGUUCAGCCAGUUGUAUUGUCCGAAGAUAUAAGUGAAACAUUUAAUGUAAAUACUGCAGAAAAUGUCAGUAUAAAUGAAGUGUACAGUCUUAAUAAUGUAUAUACUAGCUUAAAUGAACUAAGGCUGUCACCAAAACCGGUAAAUAAUAAGUAAUUUAAAAAUGUUAAAUGAGUUUUUUUAGAUUUUCAUUCCUUAGAUUCCAAUAUAAAAUUUAUUUAAAUUA